CACCAGUGUUCUUCACAAAAACAAAACCAGAUAAACCAUGGGGAAGAUAAGUGUAACCUUGUGCAUGGCUUUCUUAGUCUUUCUCAUAGCUAAAGCCAAUUCCCAAAGUGCUUCCAAUGUGAGAGCAACCUAUAAUUUCUACAAUCCUGAACAAAAAGGAUGGGACUUGAAUGCUGCAAGUGUUUACUGCGCAACAUGGGAUGCAAGCAAGCCACUCGAAUGGCGCAAGAAGUAUGGAUGGACGGCCUUCUGUGGACCAGUCGGACCUCAAGGACAAGCUGCUUGUGGCAAGUGCUUAAGUGUGACCAAUACUGGAACAGGAGCUACAGUGACGGUGAGAAUUGUUGAUCAGUGCAGCAAUGGAGGGUUGGACUUGGACGAAGGUGUUUUCCGACAGAUAGACACCGAUGGAAAAGGCUAUGCUCAAGGCCACCUUAUUGUGAACUAUCAAUUUGUGGAUUGUGGUGAUUGAAUUAACUAAUAAGCAACUGAAUGUUAAUUUCCUGAAUAAGAAAACUUGCUGAUUGUAAUCUCAAGUUCUUGAGUCAAAAUAAAGAUAAUUAUAUAUUUAUUAGAAAAAAUUAUUGGAUUAUUAUCCUAUAUAUAAUAUUUUCUUUAUUA
Molecule: messenger RNA, 621 nt
Organism: Hevea brasiliensis (rubber tree)
Lineage: Eukaryota; Viridiplantae; Streptophyta; Magnoliopsida; Malpighiales; Euphorbiaceae
Product: pathogenesis-related protein PR-4
Exons: 2
Coding region: 38-472 (144 amino acids)
Biological process (GO): defense response to bacterium; defense response to fungus
Molecular function (GO): RNA nuclease activity
Source: RefSeq, a predicted model, not a curated record